Athalia rosae (coleseed sawfly) is the source of this 3367-nucleotide messenger RNA. RefSeq names its product phosphatidylinositol transfer protein beta isoform (gene vib). Gene Ontology annotation, biological process: phospholipid transport. Bases 152 to 967 code for a protein of 271 amino acids. The transcript is spliced from 6 exons. The record is from RefSeq and is a predicted model, not a curated record. Gene Ontology annotation, cellular component: cytoplasm. Gene Ontology annotation, molecular function: phosphatidylinositol transfer activity; phosphatidylcholine intramembrane carrier activity; phosphatidylinositol binding. Lineage: Eukaryota; Metazoa; Arthropoda; Insecta; Hymenoptera; Athaliidae.
CCACUGGCAAGUAGCAGGCUGCAGCCUUUGCUAAAGUCCAAGGUAGUGUGCGUGUGGCUGUUGGCGAAGAGAUAGCGAACCUAGCGAAGGAAGGGUGGACUUUCCCCGUCAAACCCAAUUCAUCCCCGGUCCAUGUGCUCUGCUGACUAAAAUGCUCAUCAAGGAAUUCCGUGUCACUCUGCCCCUCACCGUCGAAGAGUACCAGGUGGCACAACUGUACUCUGUGGCUGAGGCGAGUAAAAACAACACAGGAGGUGGAGAAGGUAUAGAAGUUUUGAAAAAUGAACCAUUCACGGAUUACCCAUUGCUCGGGGGAAAGUACUCGUCAGGACAAUACACGUAUAAAAUCUACCAUUUAGCGAGUAAAGUGCCAGCAUUUAUACGUCUGUUGUUGCCGAAAAACUCAUUAGAAAUUCACGAGGAAGCUUGGAAUGCAUACCCCUACUGCAAGACAGUCAUAACUAACCCUGGAUACAUGAAGGACAAUUUCAUUAUCAUGAUUGAAUCCUUCCACAUCGGAGAUGUAGGAAACCAGAACAAUGUGCACGAAUUGCCUGCAGACAAACUUAAAAUUCGGGAAGUUGUUCAUAUAGAUAUUGCUAAUGAUCCAAUUGCAAGCGCCGACUACAAAGCAGAUGAAGAUCCUAGCACUUUCCAUUCCCAAAAAACUGGUCGAGGGCCACUAGUUGGAAAAGAUUGGAAGAAUAAUGUUCAGCCUGUGAUGACUUGUUACAAAUUAGUAACUUGUGAGUUUAAGUGGUUCGGUCUGCAGACCCGGGUCGAGAACUUUAUUCAGAAGGCUGAACGACGCUUGUUUACCAAUUUCCAUAGACAAGUGUUUUGCUGGAUGGAUCGUUGGUCGGGAUUAACAAUGGCUGAUAUCCGGGCUCUUGAGGAUAACACUAAGGAAGAAUUGGAUAGACAACGACACCAAGGAGAGGUGCGAGGAAUGCGGGCUGAAGAUUGAGACUAAGUGCUCACUUAUAAAUAAGGUUAAAUAAUUUCACUAUACACACACAUAGGUAUAUACAGCCAUACUUGGUCCUUGUGAUCGGGACCCUUUUCAGAUUUCUUCUGUCUAGAAUACAGCAACGCAUGUAUUAUUAUUAUUACCACAAUCUUAAUUUAUUUAUAUUUACAAGUGUUUUAGAUGGAUGUAUCUACUGUCAAAGAUUACUAUUAUUAAUAAUAUUGAACAUCAAAUUUGGGGGGCUCUAUUUAAAUGAUGAUUGUUUCAGAUGGGGUUUAAUGAAAACUAAUAUAGACAAUUGAAUAAUAUUAAAAUUAAAAUUAAAAUUAAAAUAAUAAUAAUAUUAAUGAUAGAUAACAUAGUAGCUGCAUAAUGUUAGUUAUAAACGUUCGUUAACAAGCAAUUAACAAAUACUUGUUGCAGAAGGCUUGUGUGAGCACAGAGUGCUCAAAAGUUGCUGAACUGCAUGAAAAUCGUAGUCAAAUAUUGAAAAAAGGAAACCUGCCGUAUAGACAACCGACAGCCUGGUCAAUUCAUAGUAACGAAAAAAGUGUUCAACUAAUCUAAAAAACAAAUAUUAAUCAUAAAAAUACCGUACCAAUGUUCUGCAUAGGACGGUCGUGAAACGAUUCGUGAGCAUGGCUCAAUAAAUAUGGCUCUAGUUUAAUAUUACUUGAAUUUAUUAUUUGUUCUCAUUUUGAUCAAUAUUAUUCGGUUCAGAUUAGAAGGAAAGUAAAAUUCAUAACAAAGGUUUUAUUAUUUUUAACAUGUUAGUUUGCAAAAUUGUUGACUUGAAGAAUUUCGUCUAGCUUGGUGAAAGAGUUCAUUGGUAGAAGAAUUGUCAGUCAUGACUCAUGGUCGUGGUCUCUUUUUUGGCUGAAAGUGUUAUCAUGCAGGAAUGUAGGAUGCUUUCUGAGCGAGUGUGGAAUACAGUGAGACCAAUAUUUGUAAUGCGAGAUUUUCCUGUUGGGGAUAGGCGAUUGACUUGAAAAGUGAGAUAAAUACUUAAUUAAACGUCCUCGUUGUCUUAUGAUACAAUGUCUAUAAAUACGUGAAACUGUCCGAAAUUAGAAUAAAGAACGUAAGAAACUUUGAGAGCGUGAAAAUGCUGAAAUAUGAAGUUUUAUGUUACCCAUAUGAGUUCUCUUUUGGUACAAGAAUAAUUCUUCCUUCUACCCAAACGGGAUCUUCAUAUCUGACGGCGAAUAAUUGUUAAUAUUCACACAAUUUCCCCCCUGUACUCGUUCGCUUCUCUAGUGGCUUGAGUAUAAUUGCGAUGCUAAGGGAAAAAGAGGCAAAUCUCUUGUUUGCAUCUUACCAAGCUAGUCAGUUAAAAUGUAUGCACUGGCAUAGUUUUUUUUGGCAUUUGACUACGAUCUAGAUACCACAUUACCAUUACGAGUUGUUUCUUGAAGAUAUAAAUAUGAAUUAUUCUAUGUAAACUGAAUGAAUUGGGAUAUAUAUAUAUAUAUAUAUAUAUAUACAUGUAUAUAUACAUGUAUAUAUUGUUUAAAAUAUAUAUACACUAUAAAUAAAUAGUUUUAGGUAUUUGUCAAUAAAUAAUGUGGAAAUAAAUUAGGUGAAUCGAAUUUGAGCAGCUGUGAGCAGAUGAAGGAAUGGUGUAUUGUGUAUAUACAUAAAUCAUACAGUGAAUUUCAAAUGAUGUUGAACUCUGAAUAGCGAGUUGCUUGAAAUAAAAGAGAAUGUAAUAGACGUUUGAUUGACACGAAAAUUGUGAAUAUUCAAAUUAUGGUUGGAUAAUUGCUACAAGUUAUACUAAUAGAGAAGAAUCACAUAGGAACGUCAUCCUCUGAUUACGCAAAGCUGUAUUAUUUUUGUGAUCAUUUAUUCAUUUAGAUGUUACAUUAUUGAGAUAAGAACAUCUCUUGAAAUGCUAUACAAUUUUAUAAAAUUUGUUUCAGACUUCAUAGUUUAUCAGAUAAGGAAGUUGGGGCAUAAAAAAAAGAUAAAGCCUGAUACAUUAUCUACAUAACAUUUUUUUUCUUACUAUUCGUUCGAUGGCUAUAGCCCCCAUGGAUUCAGGAAAAGUUUUUCUGACAUAAGAUUUUUAUUUACCAAGAAAACAAAGUGUCUCUCUAAACUUUUGACGCAUAAGUGUGGUGACUAGUUGCAAAAUGAUAUGUUGUACAAAUUAUUGUAAAGUUUGAAGCAUAAGUUGUUGAUUUAAAUAUUUCAUCGUUUGAAUUUCACUGUGUAUAGUUACAAUUUACUUUCGUCCUAAUUCUACCUAAUUGUUAGUUAGGAGCUAGUUGUUACCCCUAGACAAAUGGGAAGAAUAUCCUGUAGCGCUGCCAAAGGCCCUGAAGUGAGUACCCGUACCCCUGUAUUGGACAAGUCACAAGGUCGAUACGCGAAUAAAACUAGAAUAUAUUACAA